This is a messenger RNA of Ciona intestinalis (vase tunicate), 3908 nucleotides long. NCBI's taxonomy places the organism in Eukaryota, Metazoa, Chordata, Ascidiacea, Phlebobranchia, Cionidae. The record is from RefSeq and is a predicted model, not a curated record.
AUUCGAGGUUUGUGAACACAGUGUUGUUGCUAUGGGAAAUUGAGUUUGUUUAUUUUAAGCAAUAUUUUUAAUAUUUAAGCUAUUUUGGUAUCAAGUGUUAUUAUGUCGGUCACGGAGACACCAAGAGAUUUAGACAGUGGCUUGCUAAUGCACGCUAGAAUUGGUUUACAGCGAAUACACGCACGUCAGUACCAAGAUAUAGAACCGCCAAUUAAAAAUGAAUGUCUCACGAAGAAAAACGACAAGACAUCCAAAACUACAACACCAGUAGGUAGCCCAAAAGAACCUGCAUUGGAAAAACCGAAGAAACAAUAUAUAAACUUGAAGAAAAUACCGAAAACGUCCGUUUACUACCAACAUGGUAGACAAGGGAUGAAAUAUUGGUAUGAAGAGAAUAAACCAAUAAAAUAUGAAACGAAAAUACCAAUGGGACGAAAAGGAACUUUGCUGGGUCUUGUGGAUGCACCUUUUAAGUAAUAAUGCUGUAACAUAUAAAGUAAAAAUGCUAUUAGUAUUAUUCAAUAUUGGAAUUUGUUUAUAGUAUUUGAAAUUGUGCUUCUGGUAUUGGUUGCAACCGCCACGCUUUUUAACUGAGGCUCUUUCCCACACUUAUAUUCAUAACGUGGUUUAACAACUGUCGUUCUGCUGUUAAUUUCUUUCUGUUUAUUGUAAUAAUAUGAUCCUUGAUAUGUUAUAAACUGUUAUGAAUCAUGUAAAAGAAAUUCAAACUUUCUACAAUAUUGUUUAUGAUUUAAAAUUAAAAAUUGGUUUUCACUGUUUACAAAAAACUUUUUAUUUCACUGUCAGACAUCUGAUAUAUACAUUGUGAAAAUACAAAGUGCAGCAUCUUGUAUUAAAAAUUGGCCUUUACCUAUUAAUUCAAUUUACCUGAUCCAAUAACAAAUGUUACCUUUUAAUUUGAAAUAUACACCAAGUGUUAAUCCCAUUCAAAUAAAUUGCCCAUUGUUACCUCAUACACGCUUGUGAUGCGAUACAAUUACAAUAGCAUUGUUGUGUCACAACUCAUAUUACUUAGGAACAAUCCCAUGAUACAAUUAAUGUAACUUCCCAUCAACAAACAUUGUUGCAAAUAACAUGACAAUGAUAGCACCCACUAUGUUGUAUAAACAAUAAUGUCUUAUUUGUUUUAUCUCUGUUCUUUUUUCCCACUGUAUCAUUUUAGUACAUGUAUUUUACUAAUAGUUAGUACUAGUAGUAGUUCAUAUGUUUUUUCAUUUUAUUUUUAAUUUCAGCUUUUUUUGUCAAAUUAAAAACUAACAGUGUAAAACACUUUACCAGACACAGUUACAAUACUAUAAUAUUUUUCACUGUAAAAUAUUAGGAAAAGUGUUACAGCAAUCCUUCAAAACUGUUUUAAGAUUUUUUUUGAUUUAUUGUUUUUUAAUGAUUUUAAAUUAUAUGACAAAUUUAAAGCAACAAAAUAUAAAUUAUUUUGCUGCACCAACACAGUACUUUGAAUCUCAAAAAUUCAUAUUAAAACAUUUGUUUUAAGAGCAUGUACAUUGUAGUUCAUAUUACUUAACACUUACGACUGUAUUUCUGCUUUCUUUACAUUGUAGGAAUGUGUUUAAACUUAAACUAUGGCUGAAAGUGGAGUUGUAGUGAUUAAGCGACUCGAUGAAACCGUCGUCAACCGAAUCGCGGCAGGCGAGGUCAUUCAACGUCCCGCAAAUGCUGUGAAGGAAAUGAUCGAGAAUUGUCUGGAUGCUGGGUCUACUACUAUUACUGUUUCGUUGAAAUCUGGUGGUUUGAAGAUGUUACAGAUAUCCGAUAAUGGACAUGGGAUAAGAAGGGAAGACAUGGAGAUUGUUUGUGAGAGGUUCACGACAAGUAAACUCAAAGAAUUUGAUGAUUUGAAAACAAUCGCAACGUUUGGGUUUCGAGGAGAGGCUUUAGCAAGCAUCAGUCAUGUCGCGCAUCUUUCCAUCACAAGUCGUACUAAAGAUAGUAAAUGUGGGUACAAGGCAAGCUAUCUGGAUGGUCGUAUCAAAGGAUCCCCCCGACCCACAGCGGGCAACACUGGCACGCAGAUUACUGUGGAAGAUUUAUUUUACAACGUUCCAACGAGAAGAAAAGCGUUUAAAAGUCCGUCAGAAGAACAUCAGAAGAUAGCUGAUGUAAUGACGAGAUACGCUUUGCACAACUCCGGCAAAUCGUUCACUCUUCGUAAAACAGAUGGAGAUUCUGGGCCAUCAGGGGGGGUUAGUGUGCGGACACAACUUGGUUCGUCAUUUGUGACAAAUAUCGGGACACUGUUCGGGUCUAAGGUCGCCAAAGAGGUCAUCGAGGUUAAACAUUACGAUACGCAACUUCAACUUAAGACAUUUGGUUAUAUCAGCAAUGCCAAUUGUUCGAUGAAGAAGUUUGUAUUUCUAUUGUUUAUUAACAAUCGUCUCGUUGAUUGCUCCGUGCUUAAGAAGAGUCUUGACUCUGUGUAUCAAUCGUACUUACCAAAAGGAAGUCACCCGUUUGUUUACUUGAGUCUUGAAAUGCCGACCAACAAUCUUGACGUCAAUGUUCAUCCAACUAAACAUGAGGUUCACUUCUUACACGAGGAUGAAGUAGUUACAAGUGUACAGAAGCAAGUGGAAGCUUCAUUAUUAUCGUGCGAUUCUUCUCGUACUUUCUAUAUGCAGAAACUGUUGCCAACAAACACAUCAAAACCAACAGGAGAAAACACGAAAGAAUCAACAAAAGAUACAACACAUCCAACCAAGGACAAGCAACUCCCCACAAGAGUAUACGACCACCAGCUGGUAAGGACCGACAGCAAGUUACAGAAACUCGAUUCAUUUCUUCUGAAGUCAAAGAACAAAGUAGUUGAAGAACCAAAGAUACCAUCAACCCCUGAUGACAUAGAGUCACAUGAUAAAACUUCGGCCGGGUUGCCACGGAAACGUGAGAUCCGACUCACUAGCGUCCUCCAGCUGCAAGAUGAGGUCAAGCAAAAGUCAAAUAAAGAUUUAUGUUUAGUGUUGCACGAUCACACUUUUGUUGGUUGUGUUGAACCUGAACUUGCAUUGAUUCAACACCAAACUAAACUACAUUUGGUCAACACUGGAAGAUUAAGUGAACAAUUAUUCUACCAAAUAUUGCUCCAGGAUUUUGGAAACUUUGCUAUUUUUCGUCUCACGGCAGCACCGAUCUACGAACUUGCAAUGCUUGGAUUGAACUCGGAGGAAUCGGGAUGGACACCAGCAGAUGGCAGUAAAGAGAAACUUGCGAAAUAUGUCGUCAAUUUCCUCGUUGAAAAAGCUGAAAUGUUGAGCGACUAUUUCUGCUUGGACAUCACAAAGGACGGCAUGAUCAGUGGCAUUCCCAUGUUAUUAAAGCAAUACAAUCCCCCCUUGCAUGGAUUGCCAACCUUUGUAAUGAGAUUGGCAACUGAGGUUGAUUGGGAAUCGGAGAAGUCAUGUUUUGAUACGGUGUGUAAGGAGAUAGCAAGGUUCUACGCGGUCAAGAACAAUUUCACGGACUCUGACAUUUUCUCCGAGGAACCGGUUGUCGUAGAAACUGACAGCGAGUGGUCGCCAUGGAAACAAAUGGUGGAACACGUGGUGUUUCGUGCGUUGCGUGAUGUCAUUGUUCCCAUGACGAUGGGGGAAGAUGGGACGUUUCUACAACUUGCUAAUUUACCCGAUCUUUAUAAAGUGUUUGAACGAUGCUGAUUGGUCAGUUUAAAUGUUUAGACGAUGCUGAUUGGUUGGUUUGAAUGUUUGGACGAUGCUGAUUGGCCAAUUUAAAUGUUGAUACUACUGCCAUGUUAUGUUCAAUCAUAUUCAACAACACACAAGGUGCCUCAAUCAGUAAAUUACAUUAUUUCACUUGCUGUCUUUAUAUAAACCUUUGUUGCUUGCCUUUUUGUACUUUCUUUAUUAAAAAUAUUC